Messenger RNA from Linum tenue, 2046 nucleotides. Lineage: Eukaryota; Viridiplantae; Streptophyta; Magnoliopsida; Malpighiales; Linaceae. The record is from the annotation of a GenBank genome assembly.
UGCUUCCAAAACCUUAUCGUUGUCGUUGCCUCCAACAAAACAAUCGUCCCCGUCUCCCCGACCAUCAUCCAAUCGACACCCUAACUCCCUAUCCUCCUGACCUAAUUCACUCCCCUCCCACCCAAUAUUGAAUCGCCCUCAGAAGAAGAAUUCCCUUCAAUUCACUCCCCUCUCCUUCUCAAUCAGCGACCACGAGAUGUCCUGGUGCGACAACGAGAAACGAGGCGAGAGACGAUGGCGGAGUGUUUAGAUACAUUGGGGGUUUGGCAAUUCAAUUUUGGACACUCCUAUUGUCAGCCAAACGAAGAAGAAAGGCGGAUUUGAGAAGACACUGAAGUUCUAAAGAAUCCUUCCAUUUCAGUUCAUCAGGGAACAAUGGAGGACGGCAACUCCGACUCCGACUUCGACGUCAUCGAGAUUUCCCCGGCCUCCCUCCCGCCUUCCCACUUGGCCAGGAAGAGAAAACGUCAACAGGCUGUGCUCCUUGAAAUCAUUGAUGUCGAUGACAAAGAUGAUGUUGUGAUCCUGAAUGAGGACGAAGUUCGCAGCAAGUUCGCCCUUGACAAAGGGAAAGCUAUCAAGGAUGAUGAUAACGCUGUCAAUCUUGUUCAAAAUGAGGCCCUACAUACAAGCUUGUGGAAUCUUGAUGGAAAGGAAGACACAUUUUUCUAUCCCACUGAUUUUGCUUCUCUACAAUCAUCAUAUCCGAGUCUCGCGGCCACUGGAGUUGAGGCAAGCCAACCGAAUACGAAGAAUUCGCGGGGUUCAAAAUCAAGACAGAAACUACUUGGCAGUACCAAAUCCCUGGCCAAAUCUGCCAGCAAACAGAGUUUUCCAAUGAUGAGUACUAGUGUUGGACUUCGUCGACCGAAUAUGGACUGUAAGGAAAUUUUAAGGAAAUGGAAGCUCUUCAAGCAUUUCGAUCUUGUUGAAGACUAUUCAGACCAUUACUACAGUUGCCGCCGGUCUUCAUCGGAACAGAGGAAUGAGAAGAAGUGGGCAAAAGCAAUUCAAGACGAGUGGAAAAGGCUCAAGAAAGAUUUGCCAGAUACGACGAUAUAUGUGAGGGCGUACGAGUCGAGGAUGGACCUGCUGAGGGCCGUGAUCGUUGGGGUAGACGGAACUCCUUACCACGACGGUCUCUUCUUCUUCGACCUGUUCUUCCCCGAUCUCUAUCCAGAUGUUCCGCCGGAAGUCCACCUCGAUGAUGAUGAUUCUCUCUUGUUAAACCCAAUUUUCAACCACGGAUAUGUGUGCCUCAGCCUUCUCUAUCGACGAAUCGGUGGUAUCGACGAGUUCGAGUAUUGGCAGCCUGGGGUUUCAAGUGUGAUGCAGAUUCUGCUUUCGUUGCAGGCAUUGGUAUUGUGUGAAAAACCCUUCUACACUGAUAGUUUUGAUGAUAUGACGGACUAUGAGGGUAUAACGGACGAUGAUGAUAUAACGGACGAUGAGUAUACAAUGGAGGAUAUGAUCACCACCAUAUUCCGCCCAAAAAAAGAAGGGAAAAAAGAAAAAAAAGAGUGCAUCUACUCCCUGCAUUACAUCAUUGUAUUCCUCGAAUCACUCCAGCUAAUGGUUCGUACAAUGAGGAAGCCACCAAAAAAUUUCAAGGAGUUUGUGAGGGGACAUUUCCACAGUCGGGCCAAGGGGAUCGUGGCGGCGUGCAAAGCGUACAUGUCCGGCGUUCAAGUCGGCCGGUGGUGUGUGGUGAAGAACGGCGAGGGCGCCGGCGGAGGAGUCGGAUCCGGUAAGAGUUGCCGGCCGGAGUUUAGGGAUUCCUUAGCUAAAGGAAUGGACGAGCUGAUGAAAGCGCUUGCCAAGAUUGGAGUAAAAAACUUCGACUAAUUUUUAAGAUUUGCAUGUGUGAAAAUCAGUUUAACGAUUAUGUUACUCUAGUUCACUAUUCAGUAAGGUUGUCAACCCGGUUUAAUCUAUUGCCCGAUCGAGUGGAUUGAGGAUUAAUGGUUCUUUCGUUUUUGUACGGAUGGAUAUAUGAAAAGAAUCAUUAUAUUGUUCAUAUUUGUAUAAAUUAUAUCCAUUCUCAUC